UUGUGUGUUUUAUUACGUAGGUCUAUACCGGAAAUGCUGUUAUGUAUUGAAGCGAGUUUCACUCAUCUUCCAGUUGACCCUGCUCCCUUCUUUGGCCUGACUUUGUUGUUUUCUCUGUUCAAAGAAAGGAGAGCGAGGGGUCGGAAGGACACGGCUGUUGUUGACAACAUGUGGACGUUUUUCUAUGUAUUGUUUGAAUCGUGAAUGAUUCGUGAGUACGUAUGGAUACAGUCGGUGGGGACAACUGGCGGAGACGCACGAGGAGCGCGCGAGCCUACAAACAAGCUGUAGCACGAGCUGACGAGUCCUGUGUGCUGCGGUGUCUGAGCGUUGGAAACACGGAAGACGGCCAUGACAUGGAGGAGGACAUCGGCCUCUUCAAGCAGGACAGUCUGGAGCGCAGGGUCAUGGCGCCCCGCUACAGCCUGCUGCGGGAGGUGGGAAGGGGCACAUACGGCGUGGUGUACGAAGCGGUGGCCCGGAGGACCGGUGCGAAAGUUGCCGUGAAGAAACUGCGAUGCGACGCGCCGGAAAACGUAGAGCUCGCCUUGCAGGAGUUCUGGGCGCUGGCGAGUCUGGAAAAACGGCAUCAAAAUGUGGUACAACUGGAAGAGUGUGUGCUACAGAGGAACGGUAUGGCUCAGAAAAUGAGUCAUGGGAACAAAAGGUCCAAACAGUACCUGCGUCUGGUGGAGACUUCACUAAAAGGUGAGAGAAUGCUUGGUCCUCCAGAGGAGUCUUGUUACCUCUGGUUUAUCAUGGAGUUCUGUGAAGGCGGCGACCUCAACCAGUUCAUCCUGUCUCGGCGGCCCAACUCACAAACCAACAACAGCUUUAUGCUGCAGCUGACCAGCGCCGUUGCUUUCCUGCAUGAAAACAACAUUGUCCACAGAGACCUCAAACCUGACAACAUCCUCAUCUCAGAGAAGUCAGGGACUCCAAUUCUCAAGGUGGCUGACUUUGGCCUGAGUAAAGUUUGCGCUGGUUUAGGAAACCGCAACGAGCGUAAAGAAGGCGAAGACAAGAACAAAAGCGUUAAUGUCAACAAGUUUUGGUUGUCAUCGGCGUGUGGCUCAGACUUCUAUAUGGCUCCUGAGGUGUGGGAGGGUCACUACACAGCCAAAGCGGACAUAUUUGCCCUAGGCAUCAUUAUCUGGGCCAUGUUGGAGAGAAUUACUUUCAUUGAUGCUGAGUCUAAGCGGGAGCUGCUGGGUUCUUAUGUGAGACAAGGAGUGGACAUUGUGCCGGUGGGCGAGGCACUGCUGGAGAAUCCAAAGAUGGUACUAAACAUCCCACAGAAACGCAGGUCAUGUAUGUCCGAUGGAGUGAGGAAGCUGCUGCAGGACAUGCUCGCCGUCAACCCUCAGGACCGGCCCGAUGCUUUUGAGCUGCAGGCCAGAAUGGACCAGGUUACGUGUGCUGCAUGACCCUCAACCACAUUGUUUCACAGACUUGUGUUUCUACCGGUAGCUGCUACAUCAGCGAGGGUCUGGCUGCUUUGAGCUGAAGACUGUGAAGAUAAAGGAGAAGCAAAGGAAACUCGUGACUCGUCAAGUUUAGAUGCUGAAAUGGGAUUUUUGUUUUCUUUGAAUCUGCCAAUUCAAUAGAGAAUAUUUCUCUUGACCUGUAUAUUAUGAUAAAGCAAGAAAACAUUCCUGCUGCUUAGUGGGAAGCUUGAUUAAACGGAUGUAACCAUCCCUUCAUCAAAGAAUAGAGGUUUGGAGAAAUUCCCAUCAGAAAACAUGAUGGUGACACUGCUUAACAAAGGACGGUGCAUCGAUUGACUCUAAAUGUAAGCUAAGAUGCGUGCACGUGUGUAGGGGCGAUCGUCUCCGUGUGUCGGGCAUUUUGAUAAUAUUGGAUGAAAACAACUGCUACUGGAAAACCUCUCACUUCAAGUGGUGGAGUUUCUGUUGUCUAAAACUUGAGUGGAGUCUGGUUUAAUGUCAGAUGUUUGACUUUGCUGCCAGUUUGGAUUGUAUUCCCCAUGCUGUAGUGUUGGUCGCCACACUAGGGAACGUCAUUGCCCUGCGUUUCCCCAGGGAGAUUUGACAGCUUUAUGUACUGACAAAAAAAAACGUGUCAACAUCCUUUUUCUGUUGUUGGGUUUGAAUUUCUCCAGACAUCUGUUGGUUUACAUGGAAGAACACUACACAGGAGUCAUUGUUAGUUAUUAGAAGUGAGUGACUGUAAAAUCUUCUUUCAUAUAUUCAUAUAUACAGUCAGUUUUCUGUAAAUUCAAUUGAGACUGUUGGCUAAUCUUAAAAACUUGCAAAAAGCUUGUGAUUUCAGUACUGUGAUCAAGUCAUCAUGUUCAUUAACAUCAUGUGCAUUGCCUGCUAUCUCCUGAAUCAUCCAAAGCUUUUAAAGUGAUCGUUAACUUAAUAAUAAUGCAGAAUUUGUUAUGGUUGACAAAUGUCUUUAAUCCCACAGUAAGAAACGUAUAAGCCACUGGAUAAUGCUAGGUAUUUUUAGACUGGGUUUUGAUCACUUCAUAAUUCUGCCACCUUCCUAAGGUUCACAUCAGUGUUGCGUUCAUUUAAAGCUCAAAUAGUGAAACCUAGUUAGCAGACUGGGUCUGUCUGAGAGUUUCUCAUGGAAAUGGAUAAAGAAUUUUUGCUGGCAUAGAUGCAAAAGCUAUGUAAGGAAAUCCCGGGUCAAAUUUAAGCAUAAUUGCAGUUAAAAUUGUUUAAAAAGUAAAUUUUCAUACUCUUUACAAGUAUGUUAUGAGUACAUAGGGAAAGUUAAAAGAAAAAUUCUGAAACGCGGCGUAAACUAGACACGUGAUGGGUGUGAAUGUUUAGAGUAUAUCUGGAGACAUGCAGGACAUACACAGGCCCGACAUUACGUUACCCCUCUUCUUUGACUAGAAACCCAGUGCUGAGUGCAGCUUAUUUGAUUUCAUGGACACUUUGAUUUUCACUGUAAUCUCAUUGGUUAUACCUAGUGGUGCCUUGAAUUUGCAAGUCAGGUAACAUUUAGAUCAGCGGUCUAUUGUUCUUUGAUUUGGCACUCCAAAUACAUUAUUCAUGGUAUAUGGUCUCGAUAAUUUAGUUUCUUCAGUAUUUUGGGUGUAAUUAUGGAUGAGGAAUGAUAAAUGUAUUAUUACUAUACAUAUAUUUACUAUUUGGAAUUGUACUGUUUUUCUGUAGAACAUUUGUUGAGUAAAAUCUAAUUUUUAAAGGGAACUGAAGAUUGAAUGUUUGAACAGGUGCCAUUCAUGUUAAAGGAGCAAAGCCGCAGAGCUGUUUCUUAGCGUUUUGGGUGGAUUACGAGUUCUAAACUGUGAUGAAUCGGAUGUUUCUUGUUGAGAAAUAAUCACACUUUAUCUAAGUGUUGCUAAAAUCAGCCACAGGCCGUUUGUGAGGUCUAAUUGUGCCUGUGAUGUGAAAAAAACGAGCUUAGAAGCAUGUUGGAACAUUUGUACUGUGAACCACAGCUGAAUAUUGUAUCUCGGUUGAUAUUUUUGGCCUGAAACCAAAGGUCUGAAGUCUGUUAUGUUGAACUAAACUGGGACCCUGAAUGUUUUCAACGAAUCCGAUUUCUUUUUUUAAUUGUACUACCUCAUGUUUCUGCACAUUUUCACAUUUCCUUUUCUGAGCCAUAGUUAAAUUUUUCCAACAAAAACAUUCCUCAGUUAGAGACAGCCUGGCAGAUUUUAAGACUUUUAUUUAAUGUCAUCAACGUAUUUGUUAGAUGUGUGCAGUUUUCCUUGGAUUGUGAAUGCAUCACAUUGGUUUGGAAUAAGUGACGUUUGACUUCUCUCUGUUGCUUUGACUGUUUCUUUCUGUUUUUCCUGAUGCAUUGAGAGAAAUGGGUUUACAUUGGUCCAGAUGUUUACACACCUUUUAGCUCAACACAGGCCGUGAUGUACGGAGUUAAUUUCUUCAACUUCUGUGAAAAUGGUUCCUCAGUUUCCAUAAUGUAUGUGCAGUGUUUUAUUGUGUAGGGUAGGUAUGAUCAUCUUGAAUUGAAGGUGAGCUAAUGGUAGCGCUUAGCCUGACUUAUCCACUCACACACCGUUCUUUAUUCUGAUUUCUGAGGAACUGCUUUCAUAUACUUUAAUUUAGAGGAAUGUACUUAAAAUAUCAAGAGAUUCAAGCAAACCCUCAACAUAUUCCCCUUAAGUCUGUGUAGCUGCCCCUGGAGGUUUUCCUUUGGUGUUUGAAUAAUGUACCUGUAUAGUGUGCAGUAGCACCACGUUUGACUAAACUCUGAUGACUAAUGGGUCACUUUUGUUACAUACAACACUUUUCUAUGCAACUCUUCCUUUGUGGAUACACUAUGGAACAAUCCAGGUGUGGCUCAUUCUCUUUUAGUCCUCUGCUUCUCAUCCUGACAGGAACUGGACUAUACCACUGGACAUUGUGUUCAGAUGACUUGACCCUUUAUUUCAAAAUUACAGUCCUUGGUUGUACAUGAUGCUAAAGCUGUUUGCUUUAAUUAAAGGUGCAGUAGUUAAGCCUUAUAAAACUAACUUCCUGUCAUAUUUGCUGAAACUGACCCUAUGUUCGAGUAGAACUACAUGAAGCAGGUAAUAAAAAAAAUAAAAAAAAUCCCGCUCUUCAGGCACCACCUGCAACUUGUAGUGUGAUUUUGCAAAAAUGCCCUUGUUGGGGGAGGGGCGUAGGAGACCGUUUUGGGCUUUAACGGAAAGGGGGGAGGGACUGAGAAGUUGUCAAUGUUCAAAUGUUUUGGCUGAGUCCUGGAUUUUUGCAAUCCUACCUGCGGCAUCUUUAAAAGAAAAAUGUUUUUAUUGCUGACUUUGUACAUAUCUUGGUUCUGUUUCAAUAAAGGUUGGAAAUACCUCGUA
Perca flavescens (yellow perch) is the source of this 4813-nucleotide messenger RNA. RefSeq names its product serine/threonine-protein kinase 35-like. Gene Ontology annotation, molecular function: protein kinase activity; ATP binding. The transcript has 3 exons. NCBI's taxonomy places the organism in Eukaryota, Metazoa, Chordata, Actinopteri, Perciformes, Percidae. Gene Ontology annotation, biological process: negative regulation of G2/MI transition of meiotic cell cycle; protein phosphorylation. The coding region runs from base 222 to 1427 and encodes 401 amino acids. Gene Ontology annotation, cellular component: nucleus; cytoplasm. The record is from RefSeq and is a predicted model, not a curated record.